This is a messenger RNA of Chelmon rostratus (copperband butterflyfish), 1637 nucleotides long. It is a transcript of the gene nxph1, whose product is annotated as neurexophilin 1. Gene Ontology annotation, molecular function: signaling receptor binding. The transcript is spliced from 2 exons. NCBI's taxonomy places the organism in Eukaryota, Metazoa, Chordata, Actinopteri, Chaetodontiformes, Chaetodontidae. The coding region runs from base 55 to 864 and encodes 269 amino acids. The record is from RefSeq and is a predicted model, not a curated record.
CAAAGCCGCAACUACCAGCCGAGGGAAAUUAGUGGAACUUUGAGCUCCGGGAGGAUGCAGGUGACGUGCUGGUGCGCCGUGUUCCUCCUGACGCCUGCACUUUGUCUGGUAACAAGUGCCCACACCUCAAAGUCAGACAUUGUGAAGUCGGGAAGCCCCAAAUCCACACUAAAGCAUAUAUGGACAGAAAGCAGUAAGGAUAUGUCCAUUAGUAGGCUGCUGUCACAGACUCUACACGGCAAAGAGAACAGCACAGCCUUGGACCUUCGCUAUGACACUCCAGAGCCCUACUCUGAGCAGGACCUGUGGGACUGGCUGAGGAACUCCACAGACUUGCAGGACUCCAGGCCACGGGCUAAACGACGGCCAAUGGUCAAGACGGGAAAGUUCAAGAAGAUGUUUGGCUGGGGGGACUUCCACUCUAACAUCAAGACGGUCAAACUCAACCUGCUUAUCACCGGUAAGAUCGUGGAUCACGGCAACGGCACCUUCAGUGUCUACUUCCGCCACAACUCCACAGGCCAGGGCAACGUGUCCGUCAGCUUGGUGCCCCCGACCAAGAUAGUGGAGUUUGAUGUGGCGGCGCAGCAGUCCGUCAUCGACGCCAAGGACUCAAAGUCCUUCAACUGCCGCAUAGAGUAUGAGAAGGUGGAGAAAGGUGCCAAGAACACGCUCUGCAACUUCGACCCAUCCAAGACGUGCUACCAGGAGCAGACCCAGAGCCACGUCUCCUGGCUCUGCUCCAAACCUUUCAAAGUCAUCUGCAUCUUCAUUUCUUUCUAUAGCACCGACUACAAACUGGUGCAGAAAGUGUGCCCGGACUACAACUACCACAGUGACACUCCCUACUUCCCCUCUGGCUGACGUUCCCACACACACAUACAGAAAAGUGGCCGAGUGGAGCACAGACUGGGGCUUCUACCCAUACCAGAGAAAUGUGUAUGUUAGCCGUACUGUCCCUAAACAUGUCCAUACCAGAUUGUCAGCCAUCCCAACUUAUUUCCCAAUUUAAUGUUCCGAAUUUUGCAGAGAGAGCAGUUAUUUUUGACUGUUGGUAUAUCUGACUGUAAAAUGCUUUAAAGUUAUGUGAAAAAAUGUGAUUAUUAUGAUUAUUAUCAGUUAAAGAAUUUCCUUCCUGAAUUCUGUUUUGUCCCUGUUGAACAAUAUGUAGAUAGCAGGGCUUAUUGGUCCUUUUAGAAUUGUUAUCACUCUUAAACUCUGCCCUUUCUUGUUUGCUUCAUGUUUAGUUCACACUUCUUUUCAAACUAGAUGUUAACAACUUUGUUUUCUUCUUUUAGCAUAUUUAAUUUUCAAUGCUGUAACUCUCUGGACUACAACAUAUGGACUGUUUGCCCCUGCUGUGCUAUUUAUGCUCUGCAGUUUAUCCUGCAUAACUGGAAAACAAAAUUAACUCCUCAUUGAAAAAGAAUAAUAAUGAAAAAAAAAUGCUCAGAUGUUUCUACAAAACCUACAAGGCAGCUGAAGAGGACAGUGAAAAUUCAAACGUGAGUGAUGCUUUUAGAAAUGUAAGGUGGUCCCUACAAUCGUAGGGCUGAGCAGGCCUCUCCCUCCCCCCUCAGCCAGGAGAGAAAAUGUGUUAACGCGCUCAGAUACUGUAACGCUGUCGAUCUUCAGCU